This is a messenger RNA of Ilyonectria robusta, 1120 nucleotides long. RefSeq lists its product as uncharacterized. The transcript has a single exon. Lineage: Eukaryota; Fungi; Ascomycota; Sordariomycetes; Hypocreales; Nectriaceae. The record is from RefSeq and is a predicted model, not a curated record. The coding region runs from base 46 to 693 and encodes 215 amino acids.
GGUUUCAUUAGGUUGGACUAAUACCACGUGUAGACACGCGUCAACAUGCCUCCCGAGUCGUCUCUAUUUGUAGGAGACACUGAAUACGGCCAAUUCAGCUCACCGGCGCCAGAAUCAAGCAUCUCCGUAGCCGAGCAGCCUCGGUCACAACGGUCAAUUUUCUCUGCGCCCUCUUCCUCCGCGUCAUCCGCGUCUACGCGUCAAUCGCAGCCGAAGAAGCGUAAACUACGCGCGCCUGAAACGUGGAAGCACUUUCGCGUACCUCAAGGAGACGAAGAGACACAUCAGAACAACCAGAGACUCUGGUAUUGUCAUCAAUGUCACAAUCCGCCAUGGCGAACAGUCUCGACCACAAGCGCCAAACGACAUAUGCAACAUGACCACGGCAUUAUCAUUGAUGACGAAGAAAGGCCAGCCAAGAAGGCACUCCAACAGUCUCUUGAAGUAGCAUUCACACGAGCAGAAGAGAAGAACCGAGCGAUGCUCUCCCGGGACGAACAAUCGGUCCUGCGGAAUACGAUCAAGCUUGACGCAUUCUAUGAAGCCCAAAUCCAGCUGAUCACGCGCCGCCGCCUCCCGCUCAACUGUGUCUCUUGGCCGGAAUACCAAGCGCUUCUUUGCGCAGUUAACCCGAGGGCCGAGGAGGUCCUUAUCCAUUCAGGUAACACGAUAUUAGCUCAUAUCGAGCGGUGACCGACGUAGCAUUGCGAUCAUCAAAAGCCCUGCCCGCUUUUCAAUUACCGAAUCACAUGCCGACAAGCCAAUACCAACCCUGCCCCUUUCGAGUUUCUUUGGAUGGUGAAAGACCAAGCUGCUUCCGACCUUUUCUUGUGGCAGCGAUGUCAGCGACUCUAGCAGCGCUGUUACCUCAGUCAUUCUGUCCAAUAGACAUAGGGUUUUCUGACGUGACAAGAAAUAUUGACACCUUAGAUGUGGAUGGGGCACUGUGAAGAUCCUUUUCUUAAAUUGAAAUGGCCCAUGGUGUCUUUGUGUGCCAUGAACACGCUGCUACACCUCGAGGGGGUAACCGAGCUUCCAGCUCUUGAGGCACACCAUUUCCCCCUGAAAAGCCUGUCAAGCACCUUAUCAGAAGGAGGCUGGAAUAUAGCUGCGGCAGCAA